Lethenteron reissneri (Far Eastern brook lamprey) is the source of this 2056-nucleotide messenger RNA. RefSeq lists its product as uncharacterized. The record is from RefSeq and is a predicted model, not a curated record. NCBI's taxonomy places the organism in Eukaryota, Metazoa, Chordata, Hyperoartia, Petromyzontiformes, Petromyzontidae.
AUGGGCGCGGCGCACGGCCAAACGGCCCCUCUCCGCGUGGCCGUCGUGUUCACGGUCGCGGCCCUCGCUCUGUCGGCCGCGGCCGCCCUCUCUCCCUCCUGGGUGUCAUGGCAGGGAGAGACCCUGGGCCUGUGGCAACACUGCCCCGGCGGAGGCGCGCCCUGCACCAGCCCGCCCUGCAGCGGAGACGUCGGCGCGGCGGGAACGUGCGUGGCGCGCGACGCCGCGUGCGCGUGCGCCCUGGUCACGUGCUCCGCCUCGUUCUGCGCCCUCGUGCUGGGGGCGCGCGCCCUGCGAGUCGCGGGGGGCCGCGGCGCCGGGGGGCCCUCCACUUGGACGGCGCGCGCCUUCCCCGCCAUGCUGGCGCUCUCUUGCGUGCUCGUGGCUGGUGAGAUGACCGCUUUCCUCUGCUACCUGCUCGCCACGGUGCGCGUGCUGCACCUGGGCUGGGGCUCCUACUCGGCUUUCUCCGCUCUGCUGUGCUGGGCCCUCGCCGUCGCCACGUCCGUGGCGUCCGCGUGCGGCCGCGGAGGGCCUCGGGUGGGAAACUCGCGGUCGACGAAGAGGGGACGCCACGCGGAGGACCCCUCGGUCAGCACCACCACCGUCAACACGACGACGACCACGGCGAGCUACAACAGCGCCAGCAGCGCCACGAUCUUUGCCCCGGAGAACGCGUGGCGACCGGCACCCGACAUGCAACUCGUGGUGAAGCUACCCCGCCUGCGUGUGCAGCAGCAGCAGCCGCAACAGCAGCUGCAGCCGCAGCAGCAGGGCAAUGCGGUGAAGAGUUAUCGUGACGAUGGCGGUGGCGAAGAUAACGGCGGAGCCGGUGAUUACGACAUCGACGAAGGCAACGUGUACGAGCACGCGGACUGGCCUCGCCACCACACCUCGACCCCGACCGUGACCUCGACCCGCGCUGACCUCACCCUGACCCGUGCUGACCUGACCCGCGCCGACCUCGCCUCCACCCGUGCUGACCUGACCCGUGCCGACCUCGCCUCCAUCCGCGCCUGCCGCUCGCUGCCCGCGCUGCCGCCACCGCCGGGCUGCGUGCGAGGUCCGUGCGCCCGUGGCGUCGAUGGGGUCUCGGGGCCCCCUUCCCGGGGUCCCGAGGGCUGGGUGUACGAGAAUCUGUACGGGGACCCCGACUACGGGGACCUCGACUACGGGGACCCUGCGUGUCCCCGGCCGCAGGGCCCCCCCGUGAGGCAGCGCACGGAGGCGCAGGGCUGGGGGACGGCGCACGGAGGCGCCGCUGGGGACGAUUUGGGGUUAGCCAACGAUACAUACAACAUGUACUACUAGUACUGGCGCGUACCAGUGUACUACUACUACUACUAGCGUGUACCACUAGCGUGCACAUCAGACAUCGCCCUACCCUGGCGACCCGUGCAGGCUGCUGCUGUCCGCCCGAGUCACGCGUCAAUGGGAAAACGGCAGCAGUAGCGGCAGCAGUAGCAGCAGCAGUAGCAGCAGCAAUAGUAGCAGUAGCAGCAAUAGUAGCAGCAGCAGGAGCAGCAGCAGUAGCAGCAGCAGGAGCAGCAGUAGCGGCAGCAGUGCCAGCAGCAGCGGCAGCAGUAGCAGCAGCAGGAGCGGCAGCAGUAACGGUAGCGGCAGCAGUGGGAUGUUUUGUAGUCGGACGGUGUAAAUACGAAGCGAUUGUUUUACAAAUCGCCCUCUUUAGUUUAGCCUCGAAUUGUGCUCACGUGUCCCGCGCGCGGGCCACGUGUGGAAUUAAACGCCAAUUUCAACUUUAAUGAGACACUAAUUAAAACACACAGAACGCACGGACCACCACCACCCUCCCUCCCCUCUCACUCCCUCCCCGCUGCGCGGGCAGUGACGCGCGGACGAGAUUGUUUAUGGAAGUCGGUGGGUGAACAGGCAAUCGCGACAAGAUGCGUAACGUAAACAAAGCGUUGAUUGCGGGAGCAAGGGCGGGGUGAGAGUCAUGUGCGUUGGGAGAGGGGGGGGGGGGUGAUGCCGUCUAAUAACGCGAGCGCAAGGGGCGAUGGGGCCACGAGGCGAGACGAUGAGAGAGGCACGGACA